ACCCCAGCUCCUUGUCUUACCUGGACCUCGUGGCGGCUGCUACCUCCCAGGCUGGACUCCCCAGCCCUUCUCGGGCGUCCAAUCCCGUCCAAUCCCGGGUCGGAGAGCCGGAGACCUCGGGGCCAGCGCUGCCCUCGCAGCCGGGCCGGCGGGAGGCGGGUGCGCCGCCGGGAGCGAGGCUCGCCGUUUGGGGUGGGGGCGGCGGCGUUUCGGUCGUCUGAGGUUCGGGUGCCAUAAAGGCUCCCUCCGCUAAUGUAAUUUACCAACAGCUCGGCGGGCCGAGCGCGGCGCGGCGCCCGGACUGACAGGCGCAUUAGGCAGGCUAAUUCCAGCCGGCUCCUCCUACCCCCGGCCCGCUAAUUAAUGAGCUUCCCAACUUAGAGCCGCCUGCAUUGGACAGGCAGAGAGUGAAAGAGAGGGCGAGGGCGAGGCAGAGAAGGAGAGGAGAGACGGGGGGAGAGGAGAGGAGAGAGGGCGGGAGAGAGAGAGAGAGGGAGAGAGAGAACAGGGGGAGAGAGGACAGAGAGAAAGAAAAGAGGAGAAAGGCAGGGAGAAAGGAGGAAGAGACAGAAGUGCCUGCUGCCGAUAAUUGAUGACUCCUCGAUCAAGGCUAACUUGUUAGCAAUAGUCAAUUGCCCAUCUCUCCGCCUCCCCUCGCAGUACGGGAUCUGUGCACUCGCCUCGGCUCUCCCAACUGCCGCCGCCUCCAGGAGCCAGGAGCCGCGGCGGAGCCACCUGACACCCUUAAAUAGCACCGGGGCCGGCGAAACUGGAGCCCCGCGCGGCGCGCCCCGGCUCGGGCCCCGGAUUGCUGGAAGCCCCGGCGGCGGCGUCAGCACCCUCCUCCCGGGGCUCCGGGCAGCUCUGCCCGCCUCUGCCGCUGCGUUAACCGGCCCCACACCCGGCCGGCGCUUGGCCCGCGCCCUGCCUGGCGCGGCCUCCUGCCCACCCGCCGCCGCCGCUUGCUUUCCCGCGCCGCCCGGCGCCCGAGCUGCCCGCGGGCUGGGUCCCCGCAGCCCGAGCCGCCCCGGCCGGGCCCCCCAACGAGGCCGAGAUGACUUCCAAGGAGGAAGGCAAGGCGGCGCCGGGGGAGGAGCGGCGGCGCAGCCCGCUGGACCACCUGCCGCCGCCCGCCAACUCCAACAAGCCGCUGACGCCGUUCAGCAUCGAGGACAUCCUCAGCAAGCCGUCCGUGCGGAGAAGUUACUCGCUGUGCGGGGCGGCGCACCUGCUGGCGGCCGCCGACAAGCACUCGCCCGGCGGCUUGCCCCUAGCGGGCCGCGCGUUGCUCUCGCAGACCUCGCCGCUGUGCGCCCUGGAGGAGCUCGCCAGCAAGACCUUUAAGGGGCUGGAGGUCAGCGUCCUGCAGGCAGCCGAAGGCCGGGACGGAAUGACCAUCUUCGGGCAGCGGCAGACGCCCAAGAAGCGGCGAAAGUCGCGCACGGCCUUCACCAACCACCAGAUCUACGAGCUGGAGAAGCGCUUCCUCUACCAGAAGUACCUGUCCCCCGCCGACCGCGACCAGAUCGCGCAGCAGCUGGGCCUCACCAACGCCCAGGUCAUCACCUGGUUCCAGAACCGGCGCGCCAAGCUCAAGCGGGACCUGGAGGAGAUGAAGGCCGACGUGGAGUCCGCCAAGAAACUGGGCCCCAGCGGGCAGAUGGACAUCGUGGCGCUGGCCGAGCUGGAGCAGAACUCGGAGGCGGCGGGCGGCGGCGGCGGCGGCGGCGGCUGCGGCCGGGCCAAAUCCAGGCCUGGCUCCCCCGCACUCCCUCCGGGCGUCCCGCAGGCCCCGGGCGCUGGGGCCCUGCAACUCUCGCCCGCUUCCCCGCUCACGGACCAGCCUGCCAGCAGCCAGGACUGCUCGGAGGACGAGGAAGACGAAGAGAUCGACGUGGACGAUUGAGCGGACUCAGACUCUUCCGCCGCCCAGGGCCCUGGAAGCCCGUAGGCCUGCAGCCUCCCGGUCGUCAGACGGACGGGACCGCGGAGGGGAGCUGGGACCUCCUCUGCAACUCCCGCCUCCUCCCUUGGCCCUGGCCCGGUCUCGGCUCCCCGAAGCCGCCUCUUCCCUCUCGAAGCAAUAAACCUGGCUGGCCGGCCCGGCCGGCCGCAGCGCAGGGCCUCCGCUGCCCCGAGCCCGCGCGGAGCAAUUCCGUAUAGCUUCUGUAUAAAUAUUUAAACCUCGAUAGCGGGUUCUCCCACCGCAGGCUGAAUUUUUUUUUUUAAUCUCGGAGAUUUUCAUGUUUUCAAAGCUCCCAGGCUUCGGGGUUUGCUGAGAGCGAGCGAGGCGGCACGGAGGGUGAUGGGUAUGGAACCUCGCGAUCUGGAGGAGGGGGCCGCCAGGACAGUUUUGAUUUUCUCUGCAUGUGGCGAAUGCACCGGCCCUCUUCCUCCUCGCCUCCCCAGGCCUGUUGCAGUUGACUUCUUUUAUUUCCUCCUGCAUUCCCCCCCCCCUCCGAGUUGAAGGGGCUGAGGUGGGCAGCCGGGUCCUGACUUGCAAGUUUCAAAUUGAUCUUUUCUCCCCACCUUGAGGGAAGUCAAAAUUUUCUAUGCCAUUUCUGCCUCUCGAUGCCCACUAAUGCUAUUUUUAAGAUUCCUUCUCUCUCUCUCUCUCUCUCUCUC
This is a messenger RNA of Pipistrellus kuhlii (Kuhl's pipistrelle), 2625 nucleotides long. It is a transcript of the gene LBX1, whose product is annotated as ladybird homeobox 1. Bases 1055 to 1906 code for a protein of 283 amino acids. The transcript is spliced from 2 exons. NCBI's taxonomy places the organism in Eukaryota, Metazoa, Chordata, Mammalia, Chiroptera, Vespertilionidae. The record is from RefSeq and is a predicted model, not a curated record. Gene Ontology annotation, biological process: regulation of DNA-templated transcription. Gene Ontology annotation, molecular function: DNA binding; DNA-binding transcription factor activity, RNA polymerase II-specific.